Dissoconium aciculare CBS 342.82 is the source of this 827-nucleotide messenger RNA. RefSeq lists its product as uncharacterized. The record is from RefSeq and is a predicted model, not a curated record. NCBI's taxonomy places the organism in Eukaryota, Fungi, Ascomycota, Dothideomycetes, Mycosphaerellales, Dissoconiaceae. The transcript has a single exon. The coding region runs from base 311 to 724 and encodes 137 amino acids.
CGCUCCGACUUCUCUCUCCGGUGCUCCCACGACCCGGUCAACGCGACAGGCUUCUUUUCUUUCCAUCCAAGCAAGCCAAGGGCAUAGAUCCCAAAUGGGAAAUUUUGGGCAUGGGCUUCUUCUCCCCACAACGUCAAAUUUCCGCUCUCGAAAAAACUCGUGAGAGAAUAAGACGGGACGAGAAGCUGUUCUCACAUUCACCCACCCACCGCCGCCGAGAUCUUCGCGUCAUUGGAAUCUUCCCCCUCGGGACAGACCCGCCAGGAGAGAGAGAGAGAGAGAGAGAGAGAGAGAAAUCCACAGCCAGGCAAUGCAAAAGUCGACGACCGGUCCGAGGGGAACAUGGAAGAAAUUCCUCCCCCCGGACAGAAUAUCUACGAUUUCACGAGCGGAUCGCGCCAUCGUGGGCACACAUACACACACACGCUCCCCCGCGGCGCCUUCCCUUUGGCUUGCGAAGGAAAGGGCUUUGCUGGGUGGAAGACGAGCGGUGGAUUCCACUCUCGUUACGAUUAUUGUUGUUAUUGUCACCGUGGCGAUGGGCGUGGAGAUGGGCAUUGAGAUGGAAUUGUUCUGGAGAUGGAAUCGUUCUGCAGAUGGAAUCGUUCUAAAGAUGGGGAUGGAGAUGGAACCGGAAACUCAAAAGAGAGAAGAGCACAGCCGUGAGGAUGAAGGAAGGAAGGAACCCAGGUCUAUGGGAACUUUUCCUGUUGAAAAUGGUUGAUCUCUUCCUCUUUCUCUCUCUCUCCCGUUGGUGACAAUGGGGGGAGAAGUUUGUCGAUUGGGUGCGAGUUCGUUCAAAGAUAUGGUUACUCCGGGAGAGGAAA